Molecule: messenger RNA, 609 nt
Organism: Trichomonas vaginalis G3
Lineage: Eukaryota; Parabasalia; Trichomonadida; Trichomonadidae
Product: organellar and viral DNA polymerase type B
Exons: 1
Source: RefSeq, a predicted model, not a curated record
AUGUAUCGGAAGUUGUCUAAGUUAGAACACUCGGAAAUAAAACAACUUCUAACAGAAGCUAACAUAGAUGUUGCAAAGCAUUACGCAACAAACAAAAAAGCACUCGCUGACAUCCUCAAUGACUACAAUGGUGCUAUAAGUUAUGAUAGAAUUCAUGAGUUCAUAAAGCCGCAACGCGGCGAGGACGAAGUCCAUGCAAGAGCAUUUCCUUUAAAUGACGUUGCUAUUGACUUAUAUCAUAGACGUUCAGUACCUCAUGAAGUAAGAAGAGAAAUGUUUGACAUAACAAAUGCAAACAUUGGUGAAACAAGAAGAAGAGACGACACACUGAAACAACAGAGAAGAGAGAUGUUUAAGAGCGCUAUAGAACAAGUUCGCAAAGCUAACGAUGUCAUUCGUUCCAUUGACGACAAACCAAAAGAAGGUGAGAGAUGGUUAAAGAAAGAUGAAGAGAAUAGGAAGAGAAAUGUGAAGUCAGGCAAUAGACUCAUUGACUUUAACAUCGAAGCUUUAGAUGAACCAAACAGAGACUACUUACACAAACAUUUCGGUAAGGUUUUCAUGAGACUCUUAGAGAAGAUUAAAAUAAACUCACAACAAAGAUGGAUG